This is a messenger RNA of Oryza sativa Japonica Group (Japanese rice), 659 nucleotides long. RefSeq lists its product as uncharacterized. Lineage: Eukaryota; Viridiplantae; Streptophyta; Magnoliopsida; Poales; Poaceae. The record is from RefSeq and is a predicted model, not a curated record.
CCCGCUCUCCUCAACUUAACCAACACAGCAUCAACCCACUACAGUACAACGAGUCCACUGCAAGCGAGGAAAAUUUCCACAGAUCACCAGUGAAUCAAGUCAUCAACCUUCAAUGGCGGGUGCAGCGAAGGCGUCGUGGAUGGUGGCGAUGAGCGUGGGCGCCGUGGAGGCGCUCAAGGACCAGGGCGGACUCUGCCGCUGGAACUACGCGCUGCGGUCCAUCCACAAGGCGGCCAAGGCCAACGCCGCCGGCGUCUCGCAGGGCAAGAAGCUGCCAGCUUCUGCGGCGGCGGUGGCGGAGAGGAGGAGAGCGGAGAAGGCCGAGGAGGGGUUGAGGACAGUCAUGUACCUCAGCUGCUGGGGUCCCAAUUAGCUAGGCCAUUAGUGUUAGCUCGGAUGGAUCUCGAUCUGCUCUGCUGGGUGUCCGUUUGACGGUAGCAGCCAUGGCCGGAGACGUAAUUGGCCGGUUGCUCCCAGCUGAUCGUAAUAUAUCACGAUGAUGAUGAAAAAUUCUGCUACUUGAGUACAAUUGCUUCAUGGGUCAUUUUGCCUUUGUGAUUGUGUCGUCUAGAACAAUUUAUGAACUGACCACUUUUACGGUCAUGCACGCAAAAAUCCGGCCGUGUCAUCAAUUUAAGAUCCAAACUUUCUGGGAGAAA